Messenger RNA from Exophiala dermatitidis NIH/UT8656, 1606 nucleotides. RefSeq lists its product as uncharacterized. The coding region runs from base 699 to 1358 and encodes 219 amino acids. NCBI's taxonomy places the organism in Eukaryota, Fungi, Ascomycota, Eurotiomycetes, Chaetothyriales, Herpotrichiellaceae. The transcript has a single exon. The record is from RefSeq and is a predicted model, not a curated record.
GCCGUGAGGACUCUGAGGCUCUUGUUUCCGCCGCCCAUGCAGACGUUACCAGGACCGGCCACCACAAUAGCAGUUCUGACCUCAGGAUCAUGUUGAGGACGUUAGCUGCAACAGUCCAUAGGUAUGGGCUCGGGGGUAUCAAUGCUGUGACGCCCGUCCGACAUGAAAGUUGUCCGCAACGACCCUCGGAAGACCUUCCUUGCAUAAGACUGGCGUCAGGGGCAUUCGCAGUCCCGUGACUCGGAUAUCUGGUACCGAUCCGACAAGGCUGCGAGCCAGCCUCGUCUACCCAUGUUUCUCCUUUCUCUUCAUCUCCUGCCCCGAAUCCUCCCUCGACAACAUAUGGCACGUCGAGUUGACGCGCGACGCUGCCCACAAAAGCAAAAUAAAUCGUACGAUGCCAACCGAUCUACAAGUCUAUCGUGUGCUACGAUCCGUUGCCAACUACAAACUUUAUUUCACACAGACGUCGCCAUUUUCCGGUUCUGUCUUUUGGGAAUCUCUCUACCAACAUCAAGAAAUGGUGCAGUGGAGGUCAUGCGAUGAUCAACCAUAGUAUGACUCUCAUAGUUUGUCUCUUUUGUACUGGUACCAAAGCAUCAACAUUUUUCUGCCGACUUGGCUCCUUCCCAUGAACAUGAAUCCGUCUGGGCUGCUGAGGACCUGCAGUAUGCCAUACCUCAAAUGCUGGCCUAGCCAUGUUGCAAAAAGAUAUAUACAUCUGCUUCGUCUUCCUUUGUUGCCUCUGCAUCCUUGGAUUCCUCCCCCGCUCAUCCUCUUCAUUCUACAAACUAGCCUCCCAAGCUCCAACAAUAUCUACCUUUGCAUGUCCUUCCUCUCCUCUUCUACCUACCACAACCCCCCGACCUCUUUCUUUACAUUUCCCCCGACGACUUUCACAAGCAUCACAACACCACCACCAUGUCACGAACCAAAGACACGGCCCCUUCCGAUGUCGUCGCCUGCAUAAGACGCCUACUCAGCGAGCACGAAUACGUGACGGCCGACGACCUGCUCGCAACCACCUACUACAUCUCACAACUCCAGCUCGGCACCGCACUCAGCCGAGACUGGACCUACGACACUCCACCACCAUGGUGCCUCGACAACUUCCCCGUGUGUCGAACGAUCACACGGAUCGUUGCAUACCUGGUACCCCAGCCCACAGAGGAGGAUACUCUCCUCGACGUCGUGCGGGCACUGAAGGAAAUUCUUUUCGAGAUCCAAGAAGUGGCCGACCGGGGAUCUCGCGGCACAAAGCGGUCGUACAGCGGCGCGUUUGGAGGAUGUUCAUCGGAGAAUGGCGCCCAGGUCCGGAUUGCGGAUCCUCCCCAAAGCCAUGUACUAGCACAGCCUGAGAUUGAGGCAGCAGCAGCAGCAGCGCAACGGCAGCCUCUGAAGAGCUGUCUUCGGCGCAGCAGUCCCGAGUCUGAAGUUAGGAAGUCGAAGACUGUGACUUUCCAUCCGUUCGCCAGGGUGAUUACUCCUUUGCUGCUGUAGGAGGACGCUGGGUUCGUUGAUAGUAAUCAAAGAUAUUGUAUACGGUAACCACCUCAUCCAAAGCACGCUUCUGCUGUUACAAUCAAGGCACCUACUAUUCUCAAUA